AUGUUACUCAGAGAAAGAAAAGAUGGAAAAUUACCAAAAGGAGCUGUACAAAAAGUUGCUGAUUAUUUUUCAAUAUCAACAAGAUCAGUGAGUAGACUAAAUCAGCAUGCAAUAAGUAUAACAACAAAAGGGAGUUUGCCUGAUCUCUCAUGUAAUCUAGUGAAAAAAGUUGGUCGUAAAAGGAUUGAAUUGGAUUUUGAUCGAAUGAAAGAAAUCCCUUUCAGUCGCCGCACCAAUAUUCGAUCGCUUUCAUCUGAGUUGAAGUAUCCAAAAUCAACAGUUCAUCAAAGAAUUAAAGAAGGCUAUAUACGACCACAUUCAAAUUCGUUGAAGCCAUAUUUAUCGGAGGAAAACGUGAAAUCCAGAUUGGAGUUCUGCUUGUCCAUGAUUGAUAAAGAUAGUAUUGAUACAUCACCAAAGUUUAUCAAUAUGUAUGAUCAAAUCCAUAUCGAUGAAAAGUGGUAUUACAUGUCAAAAACGACACAAAAAUAUUACCUACUUCCGGAUGAAAGUGAGCCUUUUCGUACUUGCAAAAGUAAGCGUUUCAUUCCUAAAAUAAUGUUUCUAGCCGCUGUUGCUCGUCCUUAUACGGAUGUCGAUACCGGCGCCACAUUUGAUGAAAAAAUUGGAAUAUGGCCGUUUGUUUGCAAAGAAACAGCAAGAAUAGAAUAG
Mercurialis annua (annual mercury) is the source of this 672-nucleotide messenger RNA. RefSeq lists its product as uncharacterized. The coding region runs from base 1 to 672 and encodes 223 amino acids. Gene Ontology annotation, molecular function: nucleic acid binding. The transcript has a single exon. Lineage: Eukaryota; Viridiplantae; Streptophyta; Magnoliopsida; Malpighiales; Euphorbiaceae. The record is from RefSeq and is a predicted model, not a curated record.